Messenger RNA from Zootoca vivipara (common lizard), 2685 nucleotides. Its product is annotated as metabotropic glutamate receptor 6-like. The record is from RefSeq and is a predicted model, not a curated record. Gene Ontology annotation, cellular component: membrane. NCBI's taxonomy places the organism in Eukaryota, Metazoa, Chordata, Lepidosauria, Squamata, Lacertidae. Gene Ontology annotation, biological process: G protein-coupled receptor signaling pathway. Gene Ontology annotation, molecular function: G protein-coupled receptor activity.
AUGGACCCAGCCGGCUUCCUGCUCCUCUGUCUAUGGUCACUGUGGACCUUGGGAUGCAGCCAAGCAGCUACACAAGCCGACUCGAUCAAGAUAGAAGGGGACAUCACGCUCGGAGGGCUGUUCCCCGUCCACUCCCGUGGCCCCGCUGGAGUACCGUGUGGGGAUGUGAAGAAAGAGAAGGGGAUCCAUCGGAUGGAGGCCAUGCUGUACGCCCUGGACCAGAUUAACAGUGACCCCGACCUGCUUCCCAACAUGACGCUGGGCGCUCGCAUCCUGGACACCUGCUCCCGGGACACCUACGCCUUGGAGCAGUCGCUGACGUUUGUCCAGGCUCUGAUCCAGAAGGACACUUCUGGCGUGCGCUGCUCCAACGGGGAGCCACCCAUCAUCGCCAAGCCCGAGCGUGUGGUGGCUGUCAUUGGGGCCUCUGCCAGCUCCGUCUCUAUCAUGGUGGCCAAUGUGCUUCGCCUCUUUGCCAUCCCCCAGAUCAGCUACGCCUCCACGGCGCCUGAGCUCAGUGACAGCAACCGCUACGAUUAUUUCUCCCGUGUGGUGCCUCCGGACUCCUACCAGGCCCAGGCCAUGCUAGACAUUGUCAAAGCAAUGGGCUGGAAUUACGUCUCCACGCUGGCCUCCGAGGGCAACUACGGAGAGAGCGGCGUCGAUGCCUUCAUGCAAAUCUCCCGUGAGGCUGGUGGAGUCUGUAUCGCCCAAUCCAUCAAGAUCCCACGAGAACCCAAGCCAGGAGAGUUUGACAAAAUGAUCAAGAGGCUGAUGGAGACCCCCAAUGCUCGUGGCAUCAUCAUCUUCGCCAACGAGGACGACAUCAAGCGAGUGCUGGAGGCUGCACGCCGGGCCAACCUGACCGGCCAGUUCCUGUGGGUCGGAUCUGACAGCUGGGGCUCCAAGAUCUCUCCUAUUCUGAAGCAAGAAGAGGUGGCUGAAGGAGCCGUCACCAUCCUCCCCAAGCGAGCUUCUGUGGAAGGUUUUGACCAGUACUUCACCACACGCUCCUUAGAGAACAAUCGGCGCAACAUCUGGUUUGCUGAGUACUGGGAGGAAGAUUUCCGAUGCAAACUGACUCGUCCAGGGUUGCAGCCUGAUGAAGGGGCACGGAAAUGUACUGGCGACGAGCGGAUUGGAAGAGACGCAACGUACGAACAGGAGGGGAAGGUGCAGUUUGUCAUUGAUGCCGUCUAUGCCAUGGCUCACGCCUUGCACAACAUGCACCUGGACCUCUGCCCAGGCCACAUUGGGGUGUGUGAAAAGAUGGACCCCAUCCAGGGCCAGACUCUGCUGCGCUACAUCCUCGCCGUCAACUUCAAUGGCAGCGCUGGGACACCUGUGAUGUUCAACGAGAACGGAGAUGCGCCCGGCCGCUAUGACAUCUUCCAGUACCAGCUGACAAACACCUCGGCCCCCGGGUACAGGGCGAUUGGGCAGUGGACAGAAUACCUACGUCUGAACAUUGAUGACAUGCAGUGGUCAGGCGGCCAGAAGGAGAUCCCGUCCUCCGUGUGCAGCCUUCCCUGCAAUCCCGGCGAGAGGAAGAAGAUGGUGAAGGGCGUGCCCUGCUGCUGGCACUGCGAACUCUGCGAUGGCUACCAGUACCAGCUGGACGAGUUCAACUGCGAGAUGUGCCCCUUCGACAUGAGGCCCAACCUGAACCGCACAGCCUGCCGCCCGACCCCCAUCGUCAAGCUGGAGUGGAGCUCCCCCUGGGCCGUCCUGCCCAUCUUCUUGGCCAUGCUGGGCAUCCUUGGCACCCUCUUCAUCAUCAUCACCUUCAUCCGCUUCAACGACACGCCCAUCGUCCGAGCCUCUGGCCGCGAGCUGAGCUACGUGCUGCUCACGGGGAUCUUUCUCAUCUACACCAUCACUUUCCUGAUGAUUGCGGAGCCUGGCAUUGGCGUCUGUGCCUUACGGCGCCUCUUCCUGGGCUUGGGCAUGUCCAUUAGCUACUCUGCUCUGUUGACCAAAACCAACCGCAUCUACCGCAUCUUUGAGCAAGGCAAGAAGUCAGUGACGCCACCCAAAUUCAUCAGUCCCACCUCCCAGCUGGUCAUCACCUUCAGCCUCAUUUCAAUCCAGGUCGUGGCUGUGGUCAUCUGGCUGGGGGUCGCCCCUCCCCACAGCAUCAUUGACUUUGAAGAGCAGCGCACACCCAACCCAGAGUUUGCCCAGGGGGUGCUCAAAUGUGACAUGUCAGACUUGUCCAUCAUCUCCUGCCUCAGCUACAGUAUCAUCUUGAUGGUCACCUGCACAGUCUAUGCCAUCAAGGCCCGCGGUGUGCCAGAGAACUUCAAUGAGGCCAAGCCCAUUGGCUUCACCAUGUACACGACCUGCAUCGUCUGGCUAGCCUUUGUGCCCAUCUUCUUUGGCACAGCACAGUCAGCAGAGAAGAUCUACAUUCAGACGACGACGCUGACCAUCUCGAUGAGCCUGAGCGCCUACGUAUCGCUGGGCAUGCUCUACGUGCCCAAAGUCUACGUGAUCAUCUUCCACCCGGAGCAGAACGUGCAGAAGCGGAAGCGCAGCUUCAAGGCAGCGGCCACGGCCGUCAACGCCUCCACGAGGCUCUCGCAGAAAGGGGCACAGAACGGCGAGAGCAAAGACGAGAAGCCGGACAGUCUCCCUAAGGUGAUGUACAUCAGCUACACAGAACUGACCAUGGGGCCCACAUGA